Molecule: messenger RNA, 722 nt
Organism: Beta vulgaris subsp. vulgaris (sugar beet)
Lineage: Eukaryota; Viridiplantae; Streptophyta; Magnoliopsida; Caryophyllales; Amaranthaceae
Exons: 4
Coding region: 237-632 (131 amino acids)
Biological process (GO): photosynthesis
Cellular component (GO): photosystem I
Source: RefSeq, a predicted model, not a curated record
UCACCCAUCCGACAAUUCUGUUUUUUUUCCAAAGAAACAUUGAUUUUGCAAGUAAAGUUAUUGUGCGGAUCAUGCUCUAUGUACUAGCGUGUGCAUCAUCUAGACUUUACGCCAAUGAUAGAAGGACUUGUGUGAGAGAGUCUUUUUGGACAUUUACAAGUCCUACUGAAGGUGUUUGAAGCCCCACAGGAAAGGAAGCUGAGGCUCCAUGCAAGUAGCACAGAAGAGAAUAGAUAAUGGCUUUAGCAAGUUAUUCUUGUAAACUUAUGCUACCAUCUAAUGCCCAAGAACUCCAUGAUCAAGGAAAAGAUAACACAGAGGAAAGCACGGCGAAAUCCGUAGGCUCAAAUAUUACUGGGAGGAGAAGGCUUCUCAUAUCUUCUACUGCUGCUACUGCAUUAGUUGCAGCAACAAUUGAAUCCAACGACAGCAAGACUGCACUUCUUCAAAGGUAUUUGAAGAAAUCAGAGGAGAACAAAGUGAAGAAUGACAAAGAGAGAUUAGAUGGUUACUACAAGCGUAAUUACAAAGACUACUUUGGAUUUGCAGAGGGUUCGUUGAAAGCCAAGGAUAAAGAACAGCUUUCUGAAUCAGAGAGAGGUAUACUUGAUUGGCUUGAAAAGAACAAGUAGAUCAUCAAUGUCAUUUCUUAUUUAUUUUCUGUAGAACUUGUAAACUCAAUAAUUUUCUUUUGCUAAUGUAUUCGAUUAUGAUUUUCGAUA